CCGCGCUCCACCAAUGAUGCCAGUCUCUUUCUCUCUCUUUCAAUAAAAAAAGAAAAAAAAAGGUUACCCCCUCCGUUAACGACAGCAGCAAUGGCCAACUCCGCGACUUCCCCGACCAACAGCCCGGCCCCCGCCGCCAGUGCCGCUCCGGCCGCAGCUACGUCGACGGCCUCGACCUCUGCCGCCUCGUCGGCUACAGGCGCUGCGCAGCCGUUCCACACGGCGUCGCUUUACGUGGGGGAUAUCCACCCGGACGUGACGGAGGCGUUGCUGUUCGAGAUCUUCAACGCCGUCGGCCCGGUUGCCAGCAUCCGCGUGUGCCGCGACGCUGUGACUCGCCGCUCGCUGGGCUACGCGUACGUGAAUUUCCACAACGUGGCCGACGCUGAGCGCGCCCUGGACACGAUGAACUUCACGAGCAUCAAGGGCGUUCCGUGCCGCAUCAUGUGGUCGCAGCGCGACCCGUCCCUGCGUAAGUCAGGCGUAGGCAACAUCUUCGUCAAGAACCUGGACACGUCUAUCGACAACAAGGCGCUGUACGACACGUUUUCGCUGUUUGGCAACAUUCUUAGCUGCAAGGUGGCUAUUGAACACACGACGGGCAACAGCAAGGGUUACGGAUACGUGCACUAUGAGACGGCCGAGGCGGCCACGGAGGCCAUUGCCAAGAUUAACGGCAUGCUAAUUGCUGGCACGGAGGUCUUUGUUGGCCAAUUCCAGAAGCGUCAGGACCGCCCGGACGCCGACGACUGGACCAACUGCUACGUUAAGAACAUCCCUACUCAGUGGACGGACGCGGAUCUGCUGAAGGAGUUCGAGCCUUUUGGAAAGGUGCUCAGCGCUGUCGUCAUGAAGGACAACGCCAACCCGGACCACAACCGUGGCUUCGGCUUCGUGAACUAUGAGGAGUCAGACGCCGCCCACAAGGCCGUGGACGCUCUGAACGGCAAGUCGUACCCUGCUGGUGAGGGCUUGGACACCGAGAUGUAUGUCGGUAAGGCCCAGAAGCGCUCGGAGCGUGAGCGUGAGCUGCGCAACAAGUUCGAGCAGCUCAAGAUGGAGCGUAUUAACAAGUACCAGGGCGUCAACCUGUACGUCAAGAACUUGGACGACCAGCUGUCCGACGAUGAGCUCCGUGAGGCUUUCGCUGAGUGCGGCACUAUUACCUCGUCGCGUGUGAUGCGUGACCCCAAUGGAAACUCGCGUGGCUUCGGCUUCGUGUGCUUCUCGACCCCCGAGGAGGCCAACAAGGCUGUGGCCGAGAUGAACGGCAAGUUGAUCUCUGGAAAGCCUGUGUACGUGGCUCUUGCCCAGCGCAAGGAGGUGCGUCGUGCUCAGCUUGAGGCUCAGCACGCCCAGCAGCGCGCUGGUAUGGUUGUGGGCCGUGGUAUGCCUAUGGGCCAGCCGCCCAUGUACGGUGCUGCCCCCAUGUUCUACGGCCAGCCAGGCCAGCUCCCGCCUCAGGCUCGUCAGGGGUUCAUGUACCCGCAGCAGAUGAUGCCGCGUGGUGUCCAGCGUGGCCCCAUGCCAUACGGUGCUCGUGUGCCUGGCGCUCCGGCUCCGGGUGGCUACCCGAUGCCUGGCUACGGCAUGCCCAUGCAGCAGCAGCGUGGCCAGCCGCGUCGUGGCCGUCAGGGCCCCGGCCCGCAGGGUCCUCAGGGCGCUCCGGCCAACCGCCGCAACUUCAAGUACACGGCUAACGCCCGCAACCACCCGGCCCGCGAUGUGCCGCCUCAGGGCGUGAUGCCGCCGGCCGCGCCCGUGCAGAACGCUGGCCCGGAGCCGCUGACGUCGGCCGCCCUGGCUGCCGCCUCGCCUGAGAUUCAGAAGAACAUGAUCGGUGAGCGUCUGUACCCGUUGAUCCACCGCCAGCAGCCUGAGCUGGCCGGCAAGAUCACGGGUAUGCUGCUGGAGAUGGACAACGGUGAGCUGCUGCACUUGCUGGAGAGCCCGGAGGCUCUGGAGGCCAAGAUCCAGGAGGCUAUGACCGUGCUGGAGGCCCACCAGGGCUAAGUCUUUCGGUUUUUCGCGGGCGUCUUGUGGUGUUCGUGUGUUUGGCCAUGCAUGAAUAUGGUGAGGCGGCAGCGGGCUUCCUGAGCUGCGGCUGGGAAGUAGAGAAGGAGAAGUUCGGGGAGCUGCGGCUCCUGCUUUUUGUGUCGUUGGUGUUGGGUCGUCCUUUGCUUUGAUUGGUUUGGUGGAGAGGAAUACACAAAGAAAAAAUGCUCAAGAUCACGGGGAAGACACAAUUGGUGGGGGUCGUAGCUAAUCGAAAACAUGAGAAGAGAUGAUCACAA
This is a messenger RNA of Phytophthora infestans T30-4, 2294 nucleotides long. RefSeq names its product polyadenylate-binding protein 1-B. The transcript has 2 exons. Gene Ontology annotation, cellular component: ribonucleoprotein complex. Gene Ontology annotation, molecular function: RNA binding. The coding region runs from base 91 to 2013 and encodes 640 amino acids. The record is from RefSeq and is a predicted model, not a curated record. Lineage: Eukaryota; Oomycota; Peronosporomycetes; Peronosporales; Peronosporaceae.